Molecule: messenger RNA, 3888 nt
Organism: Bubalus bubalis (water buffalo)
Lineage: Eukaryota; Metazoa; Chordata; Mammalia; Artiodactyla; Bovidae
Gene: HOXB4
Product: homeobox B4
Exons: 2
Coding region: 1950-2705 (251 amino acids)
Biological process (GO): embryonic skeletal system morphogenesis; regulation of transcription by RNA polymerase II; anterior/posterior pattern specification
Cellular component (GO): nucleus
Molecular function (GO): RNA polymerase II cis-regulatory region sequence-specific DNA binding; DNA-binding transcription factor activity, RNA polymerase II-specific
Source: RefSeq, a predicted model, not a curated record
AGGGGCUGGAGGGCACCCAGAAGGGCCUGAUUCUGACUAUGCCGCAGCCUCAGGAUGACCCUUCCUCCUUUUGUGCUUAGCUAAUGUUUACAUCUCAUAAUUCAUGCACUGCCGCGGAGAUGCACAGCAGCCCCAAGGUUCGCGUCCCUUUGCGGGACCUGCUGUUUCUGUUUCUCUCUAAUAGAAGAGGAAGAGGGUUGAAAACCUUGUAAUCCCAGGAAUGGACACACAGUGCCUUUUCCUGCUCCCAGAGCUCAAAACUAGGGGGAAAAAGAAAAUCAAAGCACUGAAACCAUACCCCAAACGAAGGAUGCGCGGAAAAUAGGAGGACUGGAAAAUUUCUGGGCCAAGAAGAUCUGUCUGUCUUCUGUAUAUACCCUGUAGAUCCGAAUUUGUGUAAGGAAUUUUGUGAUCACAAAUUCGUAUCUAGGGGAAUAUGUAGUUGACAUAAACACUCCGCUCAUUUUUUUUUCUGAAGACAAAAUUUUUUUUCCUAAAUGAGGACCAUCCGGUGAUACGAAGACUCCUUUUUCUUUCUUCCUUUUUCUUUUUCUCCCUCAACUGGUUAGAGAUGGAGGAAUCAUCUACCUGAAAUCUACCCAUGCCUGCCCUUGGGAGCCUUAGUCCUUUUUCACUUAUCUUAAAAGGUUAAUGUUGUUGCUGAUGUUUUUAUUUUGUCCUUUCCCUUUGGUCCAGCUAUUCCCUAUUUUGGGUUCAGGGAGGCUUCACUGAAAAUCUGGUAAAAAUGACUAUUGUCUUCAGUGUGCGAAGGGAAAGGAAAUUCACUUUUCAAACGGAUGCAGAGGUCGCCUUUCCGUUUGGGUGCAGAACAAGAUGCCCUGGAAGCACGCGAUUACCAAAGGGUGUUAUUGUGUGGGGAUCACCCAGGCUCCUAUCCUUAGCAUCACAAGGAUGUGAGAUUUCUGCUCGCUGCUGAGGCGCGGCAUUAACGGCAAUUAGAACAUCUCGCCGCUGCGGUUAGGCUUGCUCCGGUGUUUCUGGAAUUAGCAAAUUGCUAUUCAACGUGCUCUCAGAAGUUGGAGGUUUUUUACUCCAGUGUUCAUGUUCCGUGUGGGAAACCAACUCGUUUCUCCCGGCUUGGGCCGCGUGGGAUAAGGGGAGGAGUGGAGAGGAGAAGGGAACAGACGGACUGACUGACACAGCCAAACUAAUAGCGCAGCUAAAUGCGAUUUGGAAGGCGAGGUCUCCCCGAAUUAGUGCAUGAAUUUCCUAUCGAUCCGCCCGUGGUUCCAUUCAUCUCUGACAAGUCCCUCCGUACACCCGCCUGGUUGCUCCGACGCCUCUUCUUUCACUCACUACCCCUCCCCGUGCGGCUGCAGAGAAAAGGCCCACGCUUGAUGCCUCGUUCCCCUGUGUGUGGGUUCUCCUCUCCAGGCGGAGCCCCUAGUCCGCCCCUCACUUAACUCCCCUGCUUAGACGCUGGGUGCAGAUGCUCCAUACCCCCAUCGAUAAGAGGGGCUAAGACCCUAAGGGAGGCCUGGGGGAGGGAGGCAGGACGGGAGGGGCCACAUUCAGAGCCCCAACUUCUGAGGGGAUCCAGGGAUUGCGCUCCGCCCAGCGCCCCAACAGGCCCUCGGGUGGCAACCUGCUCACUCUCUCUCUCUCCCUCCCUUUCCGCGAUCCCGGAGAGGCGAGGCGAGGCGAGGAGGCGGUGGCCCCGCAGGAGCCCUAUGUAAAUCCUGGUGUUGGGUGGGUAGGGAGCGGGGGUGGAGAAGAAGGGGAAAUAAACCUCUUUGGCUGGAGUAGGGUCCGGGUGAGCAGAUUUCCUUAUCCGGGAAUCGCAGGCGGGGCGGCCAUUGGCUCCGAGGAUCACGUGGGCCCCUAACUUUGUUCACUUGACAGUAAGUAGGAGGGCUUUCGGAAACAGGAAAACGAGUCAGGGGUCGGAAUAAAUUUUAGUAUAUUUUGUGGACAAUUCCCAGAAAUUAAUGGCUAUGAGUUCUUUUUUGAUCAACUCAAACUAUGUCGACCCCAAGUUCCCUCCGUGCGAGGAAUAUUCACAGAGCGAUUACCUACCCAGCGACCACUCGCCGGGGUACUACGCCGGCGGCCAGAGGCGAGAGAGCAGCUUCCAGCCGGAGGCGGGCUUCGGGCGGCGCUCGGCGUGCACCGUGCAGCGUUACGCGGCCUGCCGGGACCCUGGGCCCCCGCCGCCUCAGCCGCCGCCCCCGCCGCCCCCGCCACCGCCCGGGCUGUCCCCUCGGGCUCCCGCACAGCCGCCGUCCGGGGCCCUCCUCCCGGAGCCCGGCCAGCGCUGUGAGGCGGUCAGCAGCAGCCCCCCGCCGCCUCCCUGCGCCCAGAACCCCCUGCACCCCAGCCCGUCCCACUCCGCGUGCAAAGAGCCCGUCGUCUACCCCUGGAUGCGCAAAGUUCACGUGAGCACGGUCAACCCCAAUUACGCCGGCGGGGAGCCCAAGCGCUCUCGGACCGCCUACACUCGCCAGCAGGUCUUGGAGCUGGAGAAGGAAUUUCACUACAACCGCUACCUGACACGGCGCCGGAGGGUGGAGAUCGCCCACGCGCUCUGCCUCUCAGAGCGCCAGAUCAAGAUUUGGUUCCAGAACCGGCGCAUGAAGUGGAAAAAAGACCACAAGUUGCCCAACACCAAGAUCCGCUCGGGCGGCACCGCAGGCUCAGCCGGAGGGCCCCCUGGCCGGCCCAACGGAGGCCCCCUCGCGCUCUAGUGCCCCCCUUGCGGGAGCCGCGAACCUCGGGGCGGGGGUGGGUUGCGAGCUCGCGGGUGGUUGGGGGAGACGAGGGAGGGGACCCUGGGGCAUGGGCCCGAAAAAGCCUACCUGCCCUCCCCCCACUUUGUCUAUUUACACGAAUAAAUGCGGAGGAGGGGGGAGGGGAAGCUUUAUUUAUAGAAAUGACAAUAGGGAGCCGGGCGAGGACCCCCAGAAGCAAGGUUCAAGUCUCUUGCUUUCUUCCUUAAAAAAAAAAAAAAGAAGAAGGAAGAAAGAAAAAGACAGAAAGAGAAAUAGGAGGAGGCUGCACUCCUCAUUUUCAGCUUUGGCGAAGAUGGAUCCACGUUUCAUCUUUAAUCACGCCAGGCCCAGGCCCAUCUGUCUUGUUUACUCUGCCGAGGAGAGGACGGGCCUCGGUGGCGACCAUUACCUCGACACCCGGCUAACAAAUGAGGCCCGGCUCGGCCGCCGCCGCCUCUGCUGCUGCCGCUCUUGGAAGACAGUCUGGAUUUUCUUUCUUUGUCCCUCAUUCCUGAAACCCAGCGAAAGCAUCCUCUGACUGCCAGAUAGCACAGUGUUUUGGCCACGGUAACAAACACGCGCACACAACCUCCUUCCCCCUCCAUGCCCGUUCACCCCCCUUCCACCUUGGGACCGGGGUAGGGAGGACAGGCUGGGGACAGGUGGACGUAGGGUGCCUCGGCUGCGCAGGAGCAGGGCAGGGUAAUUGAGUCCGAGAGAAAAAGAGGACCCAGAGACCGGGAGGGCCCUCCUUUGGAAGGUCAAGCCAUGCCUGGCGGGGUGAAAGGCCAGUUGCCUUCUGGGAGCUGGACACAACCCUCUCCCCAAUCUAGAGUUGUGCAGUGGAGGCCUUUUCUCCUAGAUUGAAAGUGAAUGUGAAACUAGGCAAUAAAAUGCCCUUCCCAUCUGGGAGAUAAGGUUACAGAGACCUCUCCCAUAGUUUAUCAUUGUUGCAUUGAUGAUGAUGAUGAUUAUUAAUUAUUAUUAUUAUUAUUUUAUGUUAUGUGCGUCUGUCCUCUCUCCUAUUCUCUUUCUGACAUUCCAAACCAGGCCCCUUCCUAGUCCUGGGGCUGCUUGAGUCUAGAACCCUUCGUUGGUGUGAAAAUGUGUGUCAUGUACAGAGUGACAAUAGAAAUAAAUGUUUGGUUUCUUGUGAUCA